Messenger RNA from Dichotomopilus funicola, 288 nucleotides. RefSeq lists its product as uncharacterized. The transcript has a single exon. NCBI's taxonomy places the organism in Eukaryota, Fungi, Ascomycota, Sordariomycetes, Sordariales, Chaetomiaceae. The coding region runs from base 1 to 288 and encodes 95 amino acids. The record is from RefSeq and is a predicted model, not a curated record.
AUGACGAGGGAGUAUGGGUCGUUCGGAGAGGCGCGGCGAUUAUUCGACAUCGGCAACCACGAUGACGGCGACAAUGACAUUGUGUUCCUCGACGAAGGCGUGCACCACUUUGAUCUUCAAAACGGUGCUCGCUUGACGGUAUAUGCGAGCCCCUUUACUCUCGAAGCGGACUGGGGUUUCCAAUACCGCCGCGGCGAGGAUCACGAAUUUGCGAUUGGCGAUGAAGUCGAUGUCGUCAUUACCCAUGGCCCGCCAAAGGACGUCUUGGACCUCACAGCCUCCAGGUAG